UGUCUCUGUCCCUCCCUCCCUCCUCCCUCCUUCUCUCAAUCUUCCACUCCUAUUCCUCUCCUUCUUCUCUGCUCUUACUGUCCCGGGUUCUCCAGAUUUUAGGCUUGUCAUGACUAGCAGGGGGGACAGUGUAUGUGUGUGUGUUUGUGUGUGUGUUAAUAUUUGACUAGAGGGAAGAGAGCCGAGAGAACUGGUACCAUUCACCGUGCAGAGCUGUUGUGCAACACCAAGUGCAACACAUCUCUCGCUUCUUCUGCUUUUUAGCAUGCGGCUUUGAGGGCGUCUGAAGGAAACUGUUGCAUUUGCAGGCUCACACUGAAAAAAACUGCAACAGCAAUGGAGGUCUUGGUGCUGAUCGACUUCGAGGGGACGAUGGGGGACGAGAUGACGGUGCGAGCGGGAGACGUGGUGAAGAACGUCAGCAAGGCCCGGGAGGAAGGCUGGCUGCAGGGGGAACUCGGGACUCAAAAAGGGAUCUUUCCAGCCAACUUUGUCAAGGAGGUGCCAGUGUACUUAAUGGGAGACACCAACAGGGAGCCAAGAAGCAUGCGGAAAUCCAAAAUGGUGAAGGCAUCCUCUAGGAAAUGUGAGGUGACAUUUACGUAUACUGCAGAGCAUGAGGACGAGCUUGAUCUGGUUGUCGGGGAGACCGUUGAAAUCCUCAGAGAGAUUGAGGAUGGCUGGUGGAUGGGAAAGAGAAAUGGCAAAAUUGGAGCGUUCCCUUCCAAUUUUGUCAAAGAGAUUAAAGAUGCCAAGAUGACGGAGGGGAAGGGCCGGCCCAAGCUCUCGGACUCCACGUUUAACAACAAAGAGACACAGCACCAAAGGAAAACAAGCGUGCGCAGAAAAUCCUUCAAAGAAAAGGAAAGAUGCCAGGUCAUGUUUGACUACGCUGCUUUUGCCGAGGAUGAGUUGGAAAUGAAGAAAGGAGACAUCGUCACUGUCAUCUCCAAGGACACAGAAGAUGAGGGCUGGUGGGAAGGGGAGCUCAACGGGCGGCGGGGCUUUUUCCCUGACAACUUCGUCAUGGUCAUCCCAGAGGACGCCCUCCAAGCUGGUAACACUAGCAAGCCUCCAGCCCGGCAGCCCACUAUCUCAGUCAAACCAGAAAUGGAGAAAACCACACCUGAUCCUAACCUCAGGAAAGAGUCAAAAGAUGACAAGUCCGACAUGAGGAGCGAGCCUCCCUCCAAAAUCAAACUGCCUGGACUUCAGGGCUUACCUGGACGCAAAGCGCCGCCGCCGCCGCCCGUGAAAGACAAGCCCCACUUCAUACCCAAGAUCAACGGAGAGCAGUCUAGUGCUCCUUCCCAGAGCGCAGAGCCGGAGAAAGAGAAGGAGUCCGAACAGUUUGAUUCCGUGGACGUGGCGUCGGAAAAACUGAGCCACCCCACCGCGAACAGAGCCAAGCCACCUGGGAGAAGGCCACCCUCCACCCUCGUCAUCCACAGUCCAGGUGAGCGGGAGGAUGCUGAGUCAGAGAAGAAGCUGCCGUCACCACCUAAGGUCACAGAGAACCAUUUGCCAACCCCCGGAAAGACGGAACAUCCACACAAGCCGGCAGUAUCACCUCCGCACCCGCUGGUUCUCCCCAAGGUCCUGCCUGACCUGAAGCCAGUCGCGGCCCAGGAUAAGAGCUCGUCUGUGGAUGACCUGCAGGCUGAGGUCCGGGAGCUGAGGAUGACCCUGGAUCAGUUCAAGACUCGUCAUGAAAAUGACAUUAAAGAACUGAAAGAUGAACUGCGAGAGGAGAGGAACAAGCGCACAAAAUUAGAGGAAGAGGUACAGGCUCUGAGGGGCCGCCACUAGAAGGACCAGGGAGGAGUAAUAGCUUGUCACUCAGACACACUGGACAAAAGUUACACUGAUCUAUGAUCUCCUGCGUAUGAGAAAAUACCACACACUCACACUCUCACAGGAGCCUGACCGUUCUGGAGAGUCCCUGUACGUACGCACACACGCACGCACGCACGCAGGCACACACACACACACACACACACACACACACACACACACACGCACACACGCACACACACAUUACAUAAUAUGUCCUGCACACCCACAUGGUGUGGCUACUGAGAAGCAGGCUCCAUCUUACUCCCCAGAGGACUGUAAGUGUAACAGUAUUGUACAAUAUAGAUCAAAUAUAUUUACAGAUUAGUACAGGGUGAGAAUGUUUUGUGGUGUUUGCUUUUAAUGUCUACUGCUGUUAUAUGCCAGUGCUCUGUGGGAACGUUUUAUACUUUCUAUCUUGGGUCUAUUGUGUCUGUUGUGAAUGAAUCUUUUGUUGCACUGUUUGAGCUCUUUACGAGGUCUGGUAGAUCAAAUAUUUUCAUAACCUUUUGACAAAGACCAAAGGGUUUUAUCACAGAGAUAAAGUGAUAUGACCACAAAGGGCAGUCAGGUGACUUGAUUGUUUUUAAUCCCCAGAUACUUUGCGUAUACAGGCCUACGGCCACGAGCCCUCUGUAUAGCAUUUAGAACUUACUUGUUUAAUUAAUUUUCUUUGACACUGUUGUUUUGUUUAUUUUGUGCUAUGUAUUAAAAAGAUAUAUUUGUAAAUUUGAACAGAA
This is a messenger RNA of Sardina pilchardus (European sardine), 2573 nucleotides long. It is a transcript of the gene mnmip1, whose product is annotated as SH3 domain containing 21. Gene Ontology annotation, biological process: cell migration; actin filament organization. NCBI's taxonomy places the organism in Eukaryota, Metazoa, Chordata, Actinopteri, Clupeiformes, Clupeidae. The coding region runs from base 337 to 1809 and encodes 490 amino acids. The transcript is spliced from 17 exons. The record is from RefSeq and is a predicted model, not a curated record. Gene Ontology annotation, molecular function: protein binding.